AUGGCGUCAUCUCCAGAGACAUCUAAAUUAGGUGAUUCCAACGAAAUAGACAUAUCUCCUCCUCCUCAACCACCACCACCACCACCACCACCAGUAGAUGAUGACGACAACUCACCGUCACCUUCCCCCUAUCCAUCCCCACCACCUCUGCCAUCAUCACCUUCGCCGCCCCCAAAAUCCCCUUCUCCGCCGCCUGAAGAUGAGCCAAACACCUCAACCCCUCCACCUCCACAGGCGUCCUCCUCUCUGCCGCCACCGCCUGCCGCCACUCCUCCACCUCCUGCCACCACUCCACCACCUGCCACCUCGCCUCCACUACCUUUCGCCACUCUUCCACCGUCUUCCACCACUCCUCCACCACCUGCCACCUUGCCUCCACUGCCUGCCACCACCGCACCACCGCCUCCAGCCAUCCUAUUCGACCCUCCUCCUCCUCCUUAUGCCUUCUCUCCACCACCUCUUGUAGCUCUUUCACCACCACGACCGGCAUCAGGUAACAAUGUUACGGAGGGCUCAAAACCACCACUGUCUACUUCGAGACCUGAUGCAGCUCUUAUUGUUGGGAUUGCCGUUGGGGGAGUCGCGAUGCUUGCUCUUUUUAUCAUAUGCUUAUUGUGCUCCACAAAGAAAAAAAAAAACACCCAUAUUAUAUGGAUCCUUCUCACAUCAGGCCCCAAGUUUUAG
Molecule: messenger RNA, 684 nt
Organism: Striga asiatica
Lineage: Eukaryota; Viridiplantae; Streptophyta; Magnoliopsida; Lamiales; Orobanchaceae
Source: the annotation of a GenBank genome assembly